Messenger RNA from Anoplopoma fimbria (sablefish), 1833 nucleotides. RefSeq lists its product as uncharacterized. The record is from RefSeq and is a predicted model, not a curated record. The transcript is spliced from 3 exons. NCBI's taxonomy places the organism in Eukaryota, Metazoa, Chordata, Actinopteri, Perciformes, Anoplopomatidae. Bases 83 to 1366 code for a protein of 427 amino acids.
AGAAGGGGGAGGUGAAGAGAACGGAUGAAACAUUUGAAGCUCAUAUUGACAUGCUGCUCUGAAGGCUCCUGUGAGUCCAGCCAUGGAUAGUGUUUUGGAAGGAGCAGCGUUGUUGUGUGUGUGUAAACUGGCCUGCAGUCUCCCCUUCCUGCCCUCACUGGCUCGCUCAAACAGCCCCGUCAGCUUCUGCUGCUGCUGCCUCCUGGUCUUCACCGACUUCCUGGUCGCAGUCUUUCUGACUUUCCUUUGCAUCUCUGAGUCCUGGCUAACUGAGCAGACCCCACAUGGUGAUGUUGUUGCCCUGCGCUUCCUGAUCUUCCUCAGCCACACAUACGGCGGGGUGUUGCUUCUGACCGUACCUCUGAUUGCAGUGGACACUCUGACCAGACUGCUGUGGCCUCGCUCUGUUGUCGCUCACAGGACCAGGACAGUGAGACAGACAGUGGGCUCUGAUGGACAACGUUGUUAUGUUUGGGAGGUAACUGGGGAAGAGGAGGAGGACAGCGAAGACAACAGAAACAAAGAAAAGGGGUUGUCUCAUCAUGAUGUCAGCUACCUCUGCUGCCUGUCGGUGUGGGUCGUCGUCGCCCUCAAUGUCAGGUGGCGAUGGAAGCGGGAGGAGGCGUGGGCUGCUGACUGUUUGCACACAACCAACUCCCUCGUCAGAUGCUUGCCCAACCUGUUAAGCCCCAUGUCCAGCACUUUGAAUCCCUGCUGGGGCAUAACCUUCCUCUCCGUCCUCCUGCUCCUCCUGACCGUGAGCACAGGUCUGCACUGUCGACACCGGGCCCCUGCACAGACGACGAGGACGCGCACAGAGAAACGUGGAGUUAACAAUAACGACAGCGACAGUCGCUGGCAAGACCUCGCCUCUGCAAUGUCUGGGCCCUCCAAGCCUCCGAACACUGGGAUGCCGGAGCCGGAGCCAGCACUGUGUGUUGACCCAGGGAAAACAGAGAGCAGCUGCACUGUUCACAGAGCGUAUUCCUGGAACGGCGUGCAGAUGUCGGCACAUCACCAUGGAGACUUUGUUUUCAUCUCCCCUGAAUGUUUGUCUGCAGAGAGAAGAGGACAGGAGCACGAACGGACAAAGAAUUGUAUACCUUUGACAUUUAUCACAGAGGACGUGGAUGCACAAAACAGGAGCCAAAGUGGGUGGGGACAGUGGGGUUUUCCCUGCCCUGGGGUGAAUGUGAUAGGGUUCGUCUGUGUGCUCUUCAUCUUUGUGCUGCCUCUAAACCUCAGUGUGAACAUUCUUCUGAUCAGGACUAUAGAGACUCUGCUGGAGCUGUGUAUCAAAUAUUUACUUUCAUCUGCAGCAAACACAAGCAAUGCAUCCACCUCUCACAAUGAAACGCUUGUAUAAAACCAGACUAGUGAGAAGCAAAAGUGGACGCUGAUUGAAGGCUAGGUGCAACAGGAUAAGCAGAUUAAUAUUGCAUGUGUGCAGACAGGAGGUCUACCUGUCAACACUGGCUUGAAUAGAGUGUAAAUAAGCAUUUCUGAGCAGCUAUUCACAUGGGAAGAAUAAAAUGAAGAAACUGCUGAAAGGUACAGAGGAGUCAUGUUGAGGCGUGCUUGGUAGUAAGGCACUAAACUAGAGAGAAACAGGCGGCUGGAAGGCCUGUUUUUAUUGUUCAGAGCCUCAAGAUCUGCAGCGAUUUGUCAUUACUCAAUGGGUUAUAGAACCAGCCUCUCCAAAGUAAAUAAGACUAAUCCAGAUGCAAACUUUGUUUUCAAAGCAGUCAUAUGAAGUGUUCUGAUGCUGCAUCACAUACACCCUACAUAAAGCAAUAUAAAUAAAUACUGAGUGACUUGAGGGUGGACCACAAA